AUGAUUAUUCAUCCCAAUCUACAAAACAACGGUUCUUUUGUUGGACGUGAUUACAAAAUUGUUGGUCAACAGCUGCCCACUAUCUUCAACCUAUCGUUUCAUAAGGCUCUGGAUGAGAUGGAGGAGGCAUUUGCAAAAGUACUAAACCGAAGUUUCAUCUACUUUAUCAUCUGCUUGACGAUUUGGACGGAUUUGCGUCUGCUGUCCAUUUCGAAUCUGAGCGCGGUGAGCAAUUUAGCCAUUUCCAACUUUACCAUCUGCCAAGUGGUUCAUAUCUCAAUUACCUUGGUCGUGUUAAGAAAACCUCACGAUUAUCACGAAAUGUCCAUGAGUGAAAAUAUGAGGCUCGUUGAACCAAUGGAUUUCCAACCACUCCCAUCUUCUGAUGAAGACAUGAUGCACAUCAACAUCACAAGACAAAGUAAUGUUUUUGUAAACGGUUGGUUAUCUGUUGAGGAGGUUUUUUAG
Zychaea mexicana is the source of this 468-nucleotide messenger RNA. RefSeq lists its product as uncharacterized. The record is from RefSeq and is a predicted model, not a curated record. The transcript is spliced from 6 exons. NCBI's taxonomy places the organism in Eukaryota, Fungi, Mucoromycota, Mucoromycetes, Mucorales, Lichtheimiaceae. Bases 1 to 468 code for a protein of 155 amino acids.